GGCCACGUCACCAUAACUACGCAAAGGAUUAUACGAACACGCACGAAUCGAAAAUCGAACAAAUCACAGACCCAAAUUCGAAUCUGAAGAAACUCAUCGGAGCUCGACUUUCUCCGUCGUCGCCGAGAUCGAUUCCAUCUUGUGGCGGCUCCGAAUCGAGUGUGGGGAGGGUAUGGAUUGGGAGAACGUAGCAGCAGAAGAUGUGAUCGAGGCGCUAAGAGAAGUGGAGUGGUCGACGCCUCCUCGCUCGUUCGGCGAAUUCUUCUCAAGAUUCGCGUUCCCGCGCUCUUUCUCUAAAUGGAAGAGCCGUCUCAAAUGCAAUCUCUACUACUAUCGGACGAAUUACUUUAUACUGGUGAUUCUCGUUCUUGGUCUUGCUCUGAUUACAAGACCAUUGGCUAUUCUUGGUGCUGCUUUCACGGCCUUGAGCUUAGCUUUCCUUAACGAUAGUUUUGCGGCUAGUUUUAAUGAGAAGUUCAUAAGGACUAUUAGGUUUUUCUCUCCGCACUUGGCGGCUAAAAUGAGGCCUCCUCACAUGCCUGUCAUACGUGGGAGAUCAGCAGCAAGGAAGACAGUUUACGUUUGUGGGAAACCACGAUGGGUGUUUGUCGUUACUUUCCUAACAACAAGUCUUGUCAUGUGGUUCUCUUCCUGCGGUUUGUUGUGGGUCCUCUAUGCAUUUCUGACUUCCCUCGCCGUGAUCAUUGUUCAUGCAAGCGUGAGAACACCAAAUCUCAAGGCACGCUUAAACACAUUCCGUGAAGAGUUUCGGGCUGUCUGGCGUAACUACAGUGAACUUUAGAGUCACAAAGGUCGCUACUCGCUACACAAUCAAGAAGCAAACCGAGCAGCUGUCAUGUUGUCAAGUAAGAGCAUGUCUCUCGUCGCUUUAAGCAAAUCUAGGUUGUUAAUCUGAAGUAAAUGAAUCCCUAUUGUUUUGUCAGAUGAUGGUAGGUAUAGCUUCCAAUUGGUUAUGAUGGUUACUGGCUUUCACUAGAAAUACUGGACAUACUUGACCAAGUUACUUCUGAUUGCUGUAGUGAUGCUCAUACUUUUUAGACUUUGUUAAUGAUUUGAUUUCAAACUCA
Brassica napus (rape) is the source of this 1088-nucleotide messenger RNA. Its product is annotated as PRA1 family protein A2-like. The coding region runs from base 173 to 802 and encodes 209 amino acids. Gene Ontology annotation, cellular component: membrane. The transcript has 7 exons. Lineage: Eukaryota; Viridiplantae; Streptophyta; Magnoliopsida; Brassicales; Brassicaceae. The record is from RefSeq and is a predicted model, not a curated record.